AUGCCCAUGGGCAGCGAUAGUCAACAUAAGUUAAUGGAUCCAUGGCAAGGAGCUUUGCCCAAAAGUCGAGGAUAUAAGUGGGCUAUCUCUAUCUUGGCUUGGUGGUGUUCUUACGCAGUUGUCUUCGCGGGGCAUUUGCUUAAAAGCAAACUUUUUGGUUGCCGCACGAGCAUACUUCCAAAGAUAUGUAUCGCUACGGAAAUCUCCUUGCUAGUGUUUCAAGAGGACCUCUACGCUCAUUACGUACACGGACGUUUGAAGGAUGAUGAGCCUGAAAGGACUGUAAAAGACCCAAGUGCUUGUAGCAUAAGCAAAAAGUCUCUGAAAACCUCAUGUACGUCGUCAACCGCACGUAAACGGCAGUUGGAGUUGGAGGCUGCUAAAGCUAAGGCCGCUGUUGAUAUGGAACUAGCUGAAGCUGAAGCGGAAGCCAAGAUUAAUGCUGCGAAGAUUAAGGCAAAUAUUAAGUCCGAGCUGCUCAACAAAAAGCUAGCAGCCGAGAUGGCAGAGUUAGAGUCUACAUCACACCGUUCCACUUGCCGUGGCACUAUUUGUGAGAUAGAGGGCUGUAAUCAACCCCAUCAUCGUUUGCUGCACUGGAGUAAGCCACAAAAUGAAAAACCCGAAACUGAGAAUGAAGAGGAGGAUGAGCAUCCCAACCCUGAAACAGUGACUCAUAUGGUGGCAUCCCACUGUCACAAGGUGCUUUUGAAAGCGGUGCCGCUCACUCUUCACGGGCCCAACGGAAGUUUGCAUACGCAUGCCAUACUGGACGAUGGAGCGACCGUGACCUUGAUAUCAGCUGACAUCGCAGACGAGCUAGGAUUGCAGGGCGAGAACGUUAUUAUGCGCGCUCGCAGUGCAUGGGACUCAGGCGAGCUAGUGUGUGAGUCACAACGACCUACCUCGCCCACAUCGUGGUCCUUCGGCCGAAUCAUCACGUCGUCGACAAGCAAACCGGUAACAGAAAUGUUUCAUACGCCUGUUACGCCACGCAAGAAGAAGCGAACACGUGGCGGCGUUACGAGAUCGGAGUGUAAAAGGAACGAGCAGGAUGUUUUUCCUUCAUGUAGUUUGAAGGAUGAUGAGCCUGAAAGGACUGUAAAAGACCCAAGUGCUUGUAGCAUAAGCAAAAAGUCUCUGAAAACCUCAUGUACGUCGUCAACCGCACGUAAACGGCAGUUGGAGUUGGAGGCUGCUAAAGCUAAGGCCGCUGUUGAUAUGGAACUAGCUGAAGCUGAAGCGGAAGCCAAGAUUAAUGCUGCGAAGAUUAAGGCAAAUAUUAAGUCCGAGCUGCUCAACAAAAAGCUAGCAGCCGAGAUGGCAGAGUUAGAGUCUACAUCACACCGUUCCAGUAAGUCUGCUUCUCAAUCUACUAACAGCAAAGUAGAAGACUGGCUCGAUAAUACAGUGGGCCAGCAAGUGGAGCAUCAAGAAGAUUGCUGUCGUGACAGAUCCAGCAUUGAAAAGCUGGCAAAUGCCCUACCUUGCCGUGGCACUAUUUGUGAGAUAGAGGGCUGUAAUCAACCCCAUCAUCGUUUGCUGCACUGGAGUAAGCCACAAAAUGAAAAACCCGAAACUGAGAAUGAAGAGGAGGAUGAGCAUCCCAACCCUGAAACAGUGACUCAUAUGGUGGCAUCCCACUGUCACAAGGUGCUUUUGAAAGCGGUGCCGCUCACUCUUCACGGGCCCAACGGAAGUUUGCAUACGCAUGCCAUACUGGACGAUGGAGCGACCGUGACCUUGAUAUCAGCUGACAUCGCAGACGAGCUAGGAUUGCAGGGCGAGAACGUUAUUAUGCGCGCUCGCAGUGCAUGGGACUCAGGCGAGCUAGUGUGUAUUGUUGAAAGGGUUUACCCAGGCUCGGACGGCAGGGUUAGAGUAGUAGAUGUUAGAACUAGAAAUGACGAUGCUUCACAAUCUAGAUACUUGUCGGGUCCCCUGUCUACUUGUCGUGUGGCAUGCUCCACUCAAUUUAGGUCUAUCAUUAAGAAAUUGAUGGCAGCUGGACAGCAUACUUUAGAAAAAAGCAUCUCAAAGGAAGAUUUAAUAUCGAGAUUUUUAGCGGCCUUCUUUGAAAGAGCACUAGAUGGACUAAGCUGGGUGGCAAGUGAGCGAACAGUUUUGGAAAAACUUUUAGACAUCGAAACUUUAGUUCGAGAAGGUGGCAACACCAGCAUUCUUCUCUACGACGCAGACAGCUCGAAGCCUUCUUGUUUUACAGUAACGUGGUGGAGCAAUGAAUGGACAUUAGCCACAUUGGACUCGAUGAUAUUUGGGAUUGUGAUUUAUGUUUCUAACGAACCAGUGUACGCUGCAUUGGCUAAUUUAAUAGUAUGGCAGAUAACGAAAUCUACGGUAGCAUUGUGCGGAAAUAAAAAUAUAAAGUGUAAAAUGAACAUUGAAUCUUUU
Molecule: messenger RNA, 2412 nt
Organism: Iphiclides podalirius (scarce swallowtail)
Lineage: Eukaryota; Metazoa; Arthropoda; Insecta; Lepidoptera; Papilionidae
Source: the annotation of a GenBank genome assembly